AAUAUCACAGCACACAGCACUACAAGAAAUCACCGAAGUAUCCUCAAUUACAGCAACGUCGCGCCGCGUUGACCCCAACUUGUUGACCAGCGUAGAAUCGCAAAAGAGCAGGCGUUUCUGUCUAAAAACGCACCUUAUCAUUGAAGGUGACUUAGGUAUACGCUGCCGACGCACUCGGGCACAAGAUGCGCGAGAGCGGCGUCCUGGCCCGCUGAGGCUUUACCAGCUGAGGCACAUCCAGCAAUAGGAGAGGCAUUGGGCUCAGCUUCAGGGCUGGAGCGGCCUGCUCGGCUGCGCAGCUCGGCUUGGGCGGGACAGGCGUAGAUGCUCAUUCCAGUCUUGGUAAAAUGAGCUCCAGAGCUAUCCGGCCUCGGCCGCUGAAUUAUAAUGAGCGGCUGCCAGUCAUAUUCCUCAACCGGCCACGGGAUGAGGACGACGACGACGCUCCGGAGGUUGAGCCCGCGCUUGAGGAGUACCUGCGGAACUGCGAGGAGGAGCGAGAGCGUGAGCACGCGCUGCUCAGCGGGCUGGAUAGCAGCCGGGCGCGAAAGAAGAACCGGUUAUCCUUGAAGAAGCACCAGCAGCUCAUCGACACCAGCGCCCGGUCCCCGCCGGGCAAGCGGCACGCCACGCCGCGCAACGGGCUGCAGCCAGAGGCGGAGCCCGCGGCAGUGCCCAUCGCAGUGCCGUCCUGCCGAGAGGUGGAAGACUACGACCACAACGAGCGGGCCAUGGCGCAGGCAGACGCGCGGCGGGUAGCGGAGGCGGGCCCCAGCGUGCCGCUGGUGGGCAUCCUGCUGGGCACGUCGCCCUCGCUCACCACGCUGGGUAGCAUCAGCAUGGACGCCGCCAGCGCCUACAUCAUCUACCAGGACGUGGUGCGGGACCAGCGCGCGCAGCCGGCGCUGGUGCAGUACGACAUGGACGAGCAGGAUGAGAAGGCGCUGGCGGAGAUGCGCAAGGGCGCUGGGGGCGGGGCGGGUGGCUCAAGUGCCAAGGGAGCGGCCGCAGCCAAGGCGGCAGCAGCCGCAGCUGCAGCGGCGGCACUGGAUGAGAGGACUUUUGAGGGCCUCAUUGGCGCGCUGGAGCUUGCGCACUUCAAUGCGCUGCAGCAGCGGAAGGAGCUCUGGCAGGAAACAGUGAAAGCCGGAAAGGUGCCCAAGCUGCCGGCGACGGAGAGGAUCCUGCCCUUCGACACGGCAGCGGCGGAGCUUCGGGAGCAGCAGCCGUUGAUGCCCGCCCUGCCGCGCGCCCUGUACAACCACUGGGUCAAGCGCCGGAAACAGGAGGGCGGGCCGCUGCUGCAGUACCUGUGGUUCGAGCAGCCAUGGAAGGCCAUCUGCUUCCGGGAGCGGGACGCGGGCAAGGUGGACGAGCAGGGCGACAUGCCCUUUGAGGCCACCGAGACCAAGAACUCCACACGCGGCGGCUGGAACCGGCUCCGCAUCGACAAGGACGAGGCGUACGACCGGCUGCAGGAGGUCCGCAACGAGUUCGAGCUGCUGCGCACGCUGGCAGACCAGGUCCGCAAGCGGGAGCGCCUCAAGAAGCAGCUGCACAAGCUGUACCGGGCGGAGAUGGCGUCAAAGCUCGGCUUCAGCAUACACAGCAAGCACUCACCUGCGGCAGCUGCUGCGCCUAGCGCAGCCGCUGACAGCGCAGCGGCGGCGGCAGCCGGCGCGGCCGGGCACUCGGCGGAUAAGAAGGCCGGUGGGAGGGCGGCCAAACCAGCCUCCGCUUUUGCGGUAUCCGCAGCCUCAGGAGCGGCCACUGCUGCUGCUGGUGAGCCGCCUUCCAAGCGGAGAAAGGUAGAGGCGGACCAGCGCGCAGCCAAGCCCGAUGCAGCGCAGCAGCGCAAGCAGGCAAAGGGCUCGCGGGCAGAGGACGAGCAGCCGCAGCCGGAGAAGGGGCGCCGGGGCCAGGGCCGGCGGGGCGCUCGCGCCGCUGUUGAGGAUUCUCCUCCGGCGCCCGAGCCAGAGUCGAGCGGGGAGGAGGAGGACGAGGAGGUGCAGGUGGUUGCGGCCGGGCGGGCAGGCGGCAGGGGAAGAGGGCGACAGGCGCCGCCGCCGUCAGCGCGGCGGCGGGCUAGGGGCAAGGCGGAGAGCAGCAGUGAGGACGAGGAGGAGGCGGAGGAGCAGGAGCAGGAAGAGGAGGAUGACGAGGAGGCGGAGCCUAGCAGCAGUACUAGCUCGGAGAUGGAAGAGGAGGACACGUCAUCGGAGGAGGCUGACCUGAAGCUGGCUGCCUCGUCGCGGAGAGACUUUGGGCGGCGUUGGGCGCUAGCGCAGCAGCGGACGGGGCGCGCACGCAACGUCAUUGAUGAGAGCGAUGGCGUUGACAGCAGCGAGCCCAGCUCGAGCGGCAGCGAGGGCGAGUCGGAGCGGGCGGACCAUCCGGGGCUCGCAAUGACGCGGGGCCGGCGUAGCCUGCCGUCGCCGCACCGGCGCACAAGCCCAGCCAGUGCCCCGGCGGCGCAGCGCAAGGGGCCGGCUCCAGCGUCAGUCUCAGCCCCACGCGGGCGGCGAGGCGCUGGCGGCUGGAACGCACGCGCCAACCCUCCCAGUGACUCAGAGCCAGAGGAGGACAGCGACGCGCAACAGGACAGCAGCGAGCAAGAGGAGGAGCUGGAGGAGGAGGAGGAGGAGGAGGAGGAGCCCAAGACCACGAGGCGGCAGUCGCAGCGGAGGCAGGCCGUGUCGGUGCCGCCGCCACGGAGCUCCGGGCGCCAGGCGGCGGCAGCGGAGGCACACGCCGCUGCGGGAGGCAGGCGCGGUCGGCCACGGACCCGCGCUCAGUCCGCCUCGGCGUCGCUGUCUCCCUCACCCGACACACUUGCAUCGCCGUCGCGCUCGUCGUCACCGACGCGCUCGGACCGCGGGCAACCGUCGUCUUCGUCGCCGGAGCCCUCACGCUCGCCGUCCAGCUCGCCGCCGCCCCGCGGCAAGCGGCGCGGCGCCGGCCGCGCGGUAGCGGCGGUCACUGCCGCUGCUGGGCCGUCAGGCCGGCAGCCAAGCGGUAGGCAGGAGCAGGCGGCCCGCGGUGCCGGAACACCAGCAGCAGCACCGUCGGCGGCGAAGCAGGUGCGCUUCUCGGCCAAGGUGCAGGCGGUUACGCAAGCGCCGAAGGCGCCAGCCGGCCGCCAGGGCACGCAGCAGCAGGGCCCCAAGGGCCGUCCGGCAGCCGUCGCGACCAGCAGCAGGGGCGCGGUGCAGGGGACGGAGGUUCUCGUGCGCGGCCUGCGGGAGCUGCAGGGGCUGUUCAAGACCUCGGGCGUGACGGAGGAGGACCUGCUCCGUGCGGAUCAGCACCCUGGGCGCGGCAGCCCAGCCAACGCGGCACACAAGGCGCAUGUCGCCGCCAAAUCACCGGCGGCGGGCGCGGCCGUGGGGCGGGGCCCGCAGCAGCUACAACAGAGGCAGGAGCAGGGGCAACAGCAGUCGGUGCAGCAAAGCCCUGCAAAAGGGCAUACUGGGCCGCGUGCUGCAGGCGCCCAUGCGCACGCAGCCGCAGCUUCCAAGCAAGGGGGGGCGCAGCACUCUGGGCGGGGGCGACCAGGUACGGCGAAAGAGCCGGCCGCACCCUCGUCAGGAGGUGCUGCGGCGGCAGCGCCCAAACCGGCAGGCAAUGGCACGAACGCUCGAUCGCGGCCAUCGCCCGUGCCGGCGGCGCAGGCCCCGAAGCACCCCGGCGUCAGCCCCAACCGCAAGCAUCGCACCCUCCUGCGGCGACUUGCAAGCACGCUGCUGCCGAACAUCUUGCAGCGGCCGCUGUUCACUCGGCACAGCAAGACCAGCGGUACGAUGGCACCAGUGGCAGCAUCAGGCCCGAGCACACAGCCACAGACCGCUGCAGCCGCGCGGGCCGGCGAGGCCGCUGGUGCGCAGGGCGCUGGCAAGGCUGGCGCCCAGCCCCAACCUCAGAAACCGGUCGGCAACGCCAAGUCGUCAGCAGCAGUGCGGGCCGCGCAGCAGCAGCAACAGCAGCAGCAGCGUGACAGGAAGGAGUCGCCCGCCAACGCCAAGGCCGUCAAAGCAGCCGCUGCAGAGCGUGCGCGGGAGGUGGUGAAAAGCGCCGCGAAACGCGCGCGCGGCGGGACAGGGGCAGCAGGCGCUGUCCGCGCCGCUGAGCACAGCAACAAAUCGCGCAGAACGCAAGCCUCUGCCGGGGCCGACGACGGCCCUGGCGUCCACAAGAAGACCCGGGUUGGGUGUCAACGCGAGUUGGCUGCGCUUGCCGGCAGCAGCGCAGCCGAUGCCGCUGCGCCUGCUGGGGGCCGGCCGGCCGGUGCUGCUUUUGGUGCGGCGCCAGCUGCGGCAGCGAAUGGCAACCAGCGGCAAGCCCAGGCGGCCAACAAGCACAAGCCGCUGCCAGCGCAGGAAGGCGCUAAGGUGGGCCCCAAGCCGGCGGCGGUGGAGCAACUUCGCAAGGUGCGAGACGGCGGCGUCAGCAAGGUUGCGGGCCGGAAGGGGCGGCCGCUGCUGCGGGAUCGCAAUGGGUUGGUGGGGCAGGGGCUCGGCGGCGGCACGACGCUGGGCAAGGUCAAGGGCAAGGCGGCUGGCAGAUUGAAGGGAUAGACUAUUGACUGGUACGGUUGUGACUUGAGAGAGGUAGCGACCCUACCUGAGGUUGAAUUGAGUGCACGCGGCUGACUGGCUACACACGAGGCUCAACGGAUGGGUUUGUGUAGGAACUGAUAUUGGGCUCCUUGAGCAGCAAGCUUUGGGGCCUGGCUCUGCUAGUUACAGUCUAGAACACGGCACCGACUUUUGUUAAUGGACCUUCCCGAGUGGCGCGUGCGAGAAGACACAGGUGCUAUCGGCGCCAGACCAGGCAGCCAUGGUGGCUGCAUUGGAAUCUGUUGGUGUGCUGUGAGGUAUUCCUGUAACGUACUCUUGAGGUAAUUGCUGAGCUUAUCAAACCAAAUGCAUAGAUGCGCCGUGUGAAACGCAGGCCCAUCUGUUUGCAGCUGAUGCUCCGCCGUCAGGGCGAAGACGUAGGCUGGUUUGACAAGUGCAGCGACGGAUCUGUCACAGAGAAAUGUGCCACAAAGCUCUCGUAAUAA
Chlamydomonas reinhardtii is the source of this 5062-nucleotide messenger RNA. RefSeq lists its product as uncharacterized. The record is from RefSeq and is a predicted model, not a curated record. The coding region runs from base 348 to 4574 and encodes 1408 amino acids. The transcript is spliced from 9 exons. NCBI's taxonomy places the organism in Eukaryota, Viridiplantae, Chlorophyta, Chlorophyceae, Chlamydomonadales, Chlamydomonadaceae.